AUGACCAUGGAACCUGUCAAACGAAUUUUAUCCCAACGAUCAACGAAAAGUUACCUCGAGAACGUCAUUGUAUCUUUGAACGAUAAUGGGCCGUUGGUUGGCCCGUCCUUAGAAGUCAUGGAUUCGCAAACCGAACCAAGCGACAACCAACAUCACCUUUCCCGUCACCAUGAUUCGUCUUCUGCAUUAUCACAUACCAUUAUAGAAAAAGAGCCUGGAAAUAUAGACCUAUUUUCAAAGUUUCAGUCAUCUCCGACGAAACAAACAAACCAGGCACAUCAAAAUAGAAAGCGGUGGCGAUUUUGGAGUCAUAAAGAGGAACAACAAAAAAAGGAAGACUUUUCUGAUCCGAAACAAUUUCCCCGCUACAAGAAAAAUAUGAUUUUGUUGGUGGUAGCCUUAGCAGGAUCAGUAUCACCUGUGUCUUCAACAAUAUAUUAUCCAGCAUUACUAACCAUGCAAGAUUAUUUUCAGACCAACGAUACUACUAUGAAUGCAUCAAUAUCCAUCUUCACAUUUUUUACUGCAUUUUUUCCACUCAUUUGGGCUACGUUUGGCGAUAGAAUUGGUAGUUUGUGCUGCGCACUAUCUGUGAAUGCUCAAAUGUUCAUCGUGUUUCGUGCCAUUAGUGCUGUUGGCUCAUCUUCUGCUAUGUCAAUGGGUGCAGGCACGAUAGCCGACAUAUUUGAACCGAGUGAACGAGGACGCGCUUUCUCUUAUUAUACUUGCGGCCCACUUCUUGGCCCAGCAGUUGGACCCAUUAUAGGCGGUUAUCUGAAUGAAGGGUUAGGCUGGAGAAGCAAUUUCUACUUCCUGACAAUUUUUGUGUUUUUGAAUUGGUUAGGCAUUGUAUUUGCCUUGCCUGAAACUUGGCGAGCAACCCCUUCUGAUACUGCUGCUUUACCUAUAGAAAAAGUAGUAACCAUGGAAACGUUUAAAGACGCACGAAUUAAGGGUGAUCAGAAUGUCGAAUCACCACAACAGACUAAGAGUGAUAUUGAGUCACAACAGGCAAAAACGAGAAACAAGACGAAUUUUGUAAACCCAAUCGAGGCUCUUAAUUUAUUACGCUACCCUAAUAUUGCUCUAUGCAUUGGGUUUAUCAGUGUACUUACAAAUUUUACCAGAAUAUACACCGUACAGUACGGUUUCGACUCUGGCCUUGUAGGUGUUUGUUAUCUUCCUGCCGCAGCCGGCUUGAUGGCAGGUGGUAUUAUUGGAGGUAGAACUUCGGACAAGAUCUUUAAUCGUAACAGGGAAAAGGUAAUGGCCAAAAAUGAAGAAGUUUAUCCCGAAAUGAGGUUAGGAGGACCGUACUACUAUGCUGCUAUUGUUUUGCAACUAUUUGCUUUUAUUGCUUAUGGUUGGUGCAUUGAAAAGAAUGUCCAUUUCGCAUACGGACUGGUUUGCCAGGCAUUCCUCGGAUUGGCUUUGAUGUUUCCGAACGUAGCAAUAAAUGCAUAUAUGGUAGACUGCUUCCGAAAAAGAGGAGCAUCUGUUACUGCUUGUAACAACUUUGCAAGAUAUAUCAUGGCUGGUAUCGGAUCACUUAUAGCAUCCGAUAUUUUAAAAGCCCUUGGUAGUGGCAUUCUGUUCACUGUUUGCGGUGCUGCAUUGUUUCUUACCGCUAUUAAUUUGAUCAUUGUCGAAAAAUAUCCUCAAAAAUGGUCGAUAUAUAGAGAAAAUGCUGGAAAACAAUAA
Mycotypha africana is the source of this 1701-nucleotide messenger RNA. RefSeq names its product major facilitator superfamily domain-containing protein. Gene Ontology annotation, biological process: transmembrane transport. The transcript is spliced from 10 exons. Lineage: Eukaryota; Fungi; Mucoromycota; Mucoromycetes; Mucorales; Mycotyphaceae. Gene Ontology annotation, molecular function: transmembrane transporter activity. The record is from RefSeq and is a predicted model, not a curated record. The coding region runs from base 1 to 1701 and encodes 566 amino acids.